GAUUGCUAUUUCUCUCUUCUUUGCUAGGGAAUCAUCCAAGAUGGCAAGAUCAUCUUCAUGCCGAAUGGCUUCAUCACACAGUGUCCCAACCUCAAUCGCACUUGCCCAACAUGCAGUGACUUCCUGAGCCUGGUUCAAGGAAUAAUGGAUUUGCAAGAGCUUUUGGCCAAGAUGACUGCAAAACUGAAUUAUGCAGAGACGAGACUUGGUCAACUGGAAAAUUGCCACUGUGAGAAGACCUGCCAAGUGAGUGGGCUGCUCUACAGGGACCAAGACUCCUGGGUGGAUGGUGACAACUGUAGGAACUGCACGUGCAAAAGUGGUGCCGUGGAGUGCCGCAGGAUGUCCUGUCCCCCGCUCAACUGUUCCCCAGACUCACUUCCCGUGCACAUUUCCGGCCAGUGUUGUAAAGUUUGCAGACCAAAAUGUAUCUAUGGAGGAAAAGUUCUUGCUGAGGGCCAGCGGAUUUUAACCAAGACCUGCCGGGAAUGUCGAGGUGGAGUCUUGGUAAAAAUCACAGAAGCUUGCCCUCCUUUGAACUGCUCGGCAAAGGAUCAUAUUCUUCCAGAGAAUCAGUGCUGCAGGGUCUGCCCAGGUCAUAACUUCUGUGCAGAAGCACCUAAGUGUGGAGAAAACUCGGAAUGCAAAAAUUGGAAUACAAAAGCGACCUGUGAGUGCAAGAAUGGAUACAUCUCUGUCCAGGGCAACUCUGCGUACUGUGAAGGGCAUUCUCUGAGCUUCUGCUACUGAGACCUGCAGAAGAUUCGCCAUCUUAGUUUUCAGAGCUGGAUUACCUACUACCUAGUCCUGACAUCCCUCACCUGAUAUUUGGGGAGGGCGGGGAUGCUGCCAGAUCUGGUUACUCACGUUCCUCCUUUGGAGCUGAAAUCAUAUGUCCUCUUCCCUUUGAUUCCAGUAGAGGCAUGGGAAGAGGAAACAAUGAGGGCAGUUUGGGAGAAGGAAAACCUGUGUCUGUACCACUCUUCUAUUAAUUGUGCACAGUUCUCGGCAUUUUCUGAGUUCUUACCUGGGAAUUUCCAUCCAUUGUCAUCUAGUGGAGAACCUUAGGGGUGGGUACCCCAGGGAUGCAUUGUCUUACCGUAGCUUAGAGAUAACUAGAGAUACAUGAACUGCAAUAAAUGAAUGAUAAUGACCUGUAUUACAAAAUUUACAAUGAGAAAGACUAGCUUGAAGUGAAAACAAAACAACACACA
Rattus rattus (black rat) is the source of this 1214-nucleotide messenger RNA. Its product is annotated as protein kinase C-binding protein NELL1-like. Bases 58 to 750 code for a protein of 230 amino acids. The record is from RefSeq and is a predicted model, not a curated record. Gene Ontology annotation, molecular function: protein binding. Lineage: Eukaryota; Metazoa; Chordata; Mammalia; Rodentia; Muridae. The transcript is spliced from 8 exons.